CUGAAGUUGCAAUUUGUAGACCGCGAUAAAAGCCACCAUGAAGACUUCGUUUGCCCUCCUUUCUCUCUUCUACCCUUUGCUGGUGCUUGGUAUUGCCCAGGCGCAGUCUGCUGUCUCGCAACAGCCUGACAAGUUGAACAAUGGUGUCCCAUCCGUCCUUGAUGUUGCUGGUCGCCGCCUCAAGAAGGGAGGCUCCAGCUAUCAUGGUGAAGGCAAAGGCGGCACAGCUUCGUCCAGCGCGGACAGCAAGGGCAAGGGCGGCAAAGGUGCUUCCGGCUCUACGAAAAGCACCAAGUCCUCCAAGUCUCGCAAGUCUGCGAAGGAUCCCAAAUCAGAAAAGCACCCCAAAGCCACCAACGCACCUGCUCCGGUUGGAACUCCCGUAGUCGCCCCUGUUGUGGCCCCCAUCCCAUCUCCCGUGGUCGCCCCUGUUGUGGCACCCAUUCCAUCUCCUGUUGUCACCCCCGUUAUCGCUCCCGUCCUAUCUCCCACCGUUCCUACUAUGGAGGUUGUGGGUGUGGAAUACAACAUCGCGGUGGGAGACACCAUGGGGACUGACAUGAUGGACCUCCUAACAGAGAUCGAAACGGAUCUGGUUGAUGCCAUGGAUACCUUGGCGCCUGAAAUUGUCGCAGAGAUUCUUGCCCCCGGUGGACGUUACUUGAAGGCUAAUGUUUUGGCCCUUCGAAAUGAGCGCCGUCUGAAUGCUGUAGUGCAGUUGCCGACUGCCAUUGAUUCCUUAAUGAUGAUGGAGUGCGCUGAUUUUGUGGCUGGCGACGGUGUGCUUUGCUUUGACGUUGUUCACAACAUUACUCUAAUUAUCAGCGGUGACACUGUACCGGAGGUAUUUGCGGGGCUGUUUGAAGCAGACAUGGACACCGCGAUUGAAGAAGAUCGGCUACAAGACGAAUUGAUUGAGAUCAAUCCUAACUCUACGGUGAUUGUCUUUCCCUCUCCCGUGGAUGCUCCUGUCGAUGCACCGACGGAUGCUCCUACACCCCUCGAGCCCACGCCGGCGGAACCGACCCCAGCGGAGCCCACGCCGGCGGAACCGACCCCAGCGGAGCCCACGCCGGCGGAACCGACCCCUGCGGAGCCCACGCCGGCGGAACCGACCCCUGCGGAGCCCACGCCGGCGGAACCGACCCCUGCGGAGCCCACUCCGGCGGAACCGACCCCAGCGGAGCCCACGCCGGCGGAACCGACCCCUGCGGAGCCCACGCCGGCGGAACCGACCCCUGCCGAGCCCACGCCGGCGGAACCGACCCCUGCCGAGCCCACUCCGGCGGAACCGACCCCAUCAGGCUCGUCGGAAGCCCCGUCUAGCGCUCCUUCAGGCUCGUCGGAAGCCCCGUCUAGUGCUCCUUCAGGCUCGUCGGAAGCCCCGUCUAGUGCUCCUUCAGGCUCGUCGGAAGCCCCGUCUAGCGCUCCUUCAGGCUCGUCGGAGGCCCCUUCUAGCGCUCCUUCAGGCUCGUCGGAAGCCCCUUCUAGCGCUCCUUCAGACUCGUCGGAAGCCCCUUCUAGCGCCCCUUCAGGCUCGUCGGAAGCCCCUUCUAGCGCUCCUUCAGACUCGUCGGAAGCCCCUUCUAGCGCUCCUUCAGGCUCGUCGGAAGCCCCUUCUAGCGCUCCUUCAGACUCGUCGGAAGCCCCUUCUAGCGCUCCUUCAGGCUCGUCGGAAGCCCCUUCUAGCGCUCCUUCAGGCUCGUCGGAAGCCCCUUCUAGCGCUCCUUCAGACUCGUCGGAAGCCCCUUCUAGCGCUCCUUCAGACUCGUCGGAAGCCCCUUCUAGCGCUCCUUCAGGCUCGUCGGAAGCCCCUUCUAGCGCUCCUUCAGACUCGUCGGAAGCCCCUUCUAGCGCUCCUUCAGACUCGUCGGAAGCCCCUUCUAGCGCUCCUGAUGGCUUGGAUUAAGCCUCUUCCCAAGAGCCCACCGACCUUCCUAUGUAGGAAGGUCCUUUCAAGGCUUCUCAUUUUUAGGUUUUACAGAAGCAGUUCUCUAGGUCAAUACGUUUCAACGCAAUAAAAGCUGGUGUCAGUUUAUUUACC
This is a messenger RNA of Phaeodactylum tricornutum CCAP 1055/1, 2044 nucleotides long. RefSeq names its product probable cell surface glycoprotein. The transcript is spliced from 4 exons. The record is from RefSeq and is a predicted model, not a curated record. Lineage: Eukaryota; Bacillariophyta; Bacillariophyceae; Surirellales; Neidiaceae. The coding region runs from base 38 to 1909 and encodes 623 amino acids.